This is a messenger RNA of Dictyostelium discoideum AX4, 882 nucleotides long. RefSeq lists its product as hypothetical. The record is from RefSeq and is a predicted model, not a curated record. Gene Ontology annotation, cellular component: nucleus. The transcript is spliced from 2 exons. The coding region runs from base 1 to 882 and encodes 293 amino acids. Gene Ontology annotation, biological process: RNA splicing; mRNA processing; mRNA splicing, via spliceosome. Lineage: Eukaryota; Evosea; Eumycetozoa; Dictyosteliales; Dictyosteliaceae.
AUGUCAGAAAAAGAAACAAUUGAAUCAUUAAAAGAAGAGAUUGAAAUACAUGAUAGAAAUAAAAGUAAUAAAGGAUAUUUACCAAAAGAAUCAUAUAACCAAGUUACAUACGAUUAUUCAAAAGAAGAAGAACAAGCUAAACUUGCACAUUUACCAAAAAAAUAUUUAAAAGAAUCUGAAAAUGAUGAUAAACAUUUUAUAGACCCACUAGCUAAUUUAACACCAGCUCAAAGAAAAGUUUAUGAAUUAAGAAAGAAAUUAGAAACAACAAAAAGUGUAAUAUAUAAAAGUGUAGUUGAUGAACAUAAAAGGAUACAUCAAGGAGCACAAGAUGAAAUUGAAGAAAAGAAAAGAUUAUAUAAAGAGAAAAUUAAACAAGAAGAAGAAGAAAUGAAGAAACAAGGAUUAGAUCCUCAAAAAGAAAGAUUAAAAAAUCAAAUAGCCGAAGAAAUUAAACCAAACAAAAAAGAGAAAAAGAAAGAUUCAAUAGUAAAAGAUAAAAGUAAUACAUAUUCAGAUGAACAUGUUUAUAAUUCCUAUAAGAAAAGGGUGAAAGAAAUGGAGAAAUUUCAUAAUAGUGAACAUUUUAAAAAGGUUGUUUCAAAUGAAGAUGUCAAAGAAUCUGGUGAUUCAAUUAAUAAUAAUAAAUAUGAAUAUGGUAAAUCAAUUGAAAUACCACGUGAUAAUAUUAAUGCAAUGAAACAAGAGUUAUUGAAAAAUCAAGAAAAUCGUCGUAGCUUUAAAAGAAAAUCAUUUAAAGAAGAAGAAGAUAUCAACUAUAUCAAUGAAGAAAAUAGACUUUUCAAUCAAAAAGUUUCACGUGCUUAUGAUAAAUAUACUGUUGAAACUAGACAAAAUUUAGAAAGAGGUACAGCUCUUUAA